Molecule: messenger RNA, 683 nt
Organism: Caenorhabditis auriculariae
Lineage: Eukaryota; Metazoa; Nematoda; Chromadorea; Rhabditida; Rhabditidae
Source: the annotation of a GenBank genome assembly
AUGAUAAACUCCACGCCGAGCGAGCCAUCCGAAGCCGAAGAAGAAGAAGAGUACGACGACGAAGCGGAGUCGUCCGAAAGCGAAGGGAAAGGCAAGUCAAAAGACCAAUCUUUUGAAUUAAGAGAGUCAGUCGUCGGUUCUUUCCUGGACGACACUUACAUUGGACAGCCGCAUAAUGAAGUAGCAGAAAGCGAGCAACCGACGCCAAGACGUGCUCCGUCCCCCGAUCUCCGACACGUGACGCAACGAGAACGGAGAAGCUCCGACCAAUUCGGAAAGUUUCCCUGGGGAAAUUACGACCGAACAAAAAUGUCGAGCCCAAUCACUCCGAAACAAGGAAAGAGCUCGUAUCAGUCAGCCCAGGUAACGACUCCUGUCACAAAAAGUCCAAUUAAGGGAGCCCGAACAAUGAAAGCAAGGAGCCCUAGUCCGAUUCCAGUUCGUCAGAAAACGCCGACGCCUCCAAUGAUUCAAACGUUGCCAGUUUCCCCGCCAAACGUGCCCUCAUCAAGCUCCAGUUCGGCACUGACAUCGGCACCAACAAGUACCGCGACAUCCGUGAACCCGAUUUCGUCAACGACAUCGAUUUCGACAAGUACUUUUAUACCGACUUCUUCAGUGUCGACUUCCUCUCCGACAGUGGCCUCUCCACAAAGUUCAACAACGACAGGAGCGACAACUAA